Messenger RNA from Uncinocarpus reesii 1704, 4890 nucleotides. RefSeq lists its product as uncharacterized. Lineage: Eukaryota; Fungi; Ascomycota; Eurotiomycetes; Onygenales; Onygenaceae. Gene Ontology annotation, biological process: fatty acid metabolic process. Gene Ontology annotation, molecular function: phosphopantetheine binding; medium-chain fatty acid-CoA ligase activity. The transcript is spliced from 3 exons. Bases 1 to 4890 code for a protein of 1629 amino acids. The record is from RefSeq and is a predicted model, not a curated record.
AUGGAGUCUCGUGGUCCCUUAAAAGUUUUGGAACAUCACUUUGGCUCUAAUUUGAAUGAUUACCUCCUGCAUCGUUUCCCACCUGUUUUUCGGACCGACCUAAAGGGAACCACUAUCUUCCGUCUCGCCCGUUGCUAUCAGAAAGCAUGGCUUGAUGCCCCAGAGGAUGCGAGAGCGGGUCGUCCUUGUGACUUGACUGCCGAGUUAAACGAUGUUCUUGCUGCCAUCAAGAAAUCUUAUCCAGACGUUACCGGUUUCUUCAAUCAGGGAGCUCACACACCGGCUAUCGUUGAGCCUCACAGCUCCAAGUUCAUCUCUCACGACUGUGUAUACAACUUUGUGCGCACGUUCCACCUACCGUUGCCUCCCGUGAAACAAGGGAAACCUGUCGUUGUGAUAGCCCUGCCUACGGGUCCAAUUUUAGCCUUGGCUUGCCUCGCAGUCGCAGCGCACUAUACCGCAGCACCGCUUGCAUCCGUUGUCGGGUCUGAGCAAUUUGUGAACGAGGUCCUUCAGCUCCAAGCAACGGCCAUCUUGAUCAGAAAGGAAGAUGUCGGCAAGCUGAAUCUCGAUGCGACGUGGAUCACAGAAAAUGGGAUCUCAGUUAUGGCUGUCAACGAGGACGAGAAUCUAACGUUUAGGACUUCCAUACUUAACCCGGAGGUCUCGGAGGAGAGCAUGGAGGUGGUACCAAACGCUGCUGAUGACAUUGCAUUGGUGCUCUUUACAAGUGGGACAAGCGGAAAAAAGAAAGUGGUUCCUCUCACGCUUCAUACAAUCCUUACUGGGGUCGCCUUUGUGAUCGAAUCAUGGGGCUUAAGUAGUGAUGAUUGUUGUCUAAACAUGAUGCCCUUGAACCAUGUGGGUGGCCUGAUCAGAAACUUGUUUGCGCCAGUAAUGGCUGGCGGUUCAACUAUCUGCUGCUCCGGGUUCGAUGCGAAUUUCUUUUGGGAUCUAGUUGAGAAUCAAGGACCUACUUGGUAUUACGCGUCACCUACUAUGCAUGCGAUGAUUCUCGCCGAGUCUGAGUACCGAGCCGUUCCAUCCUCAAAAUGCAAAAUACGCCUUGUGUGCAAUGCUGCUGGUGGCCUUCUCCCGUCUCUAGCAACCAACUUACGCAAUACUUUUCAGUGUACCGUACUACCAAGCUAUGGUAUGACAGAAUGCAUGCCCAUUGCUACACCGCCUUUGACGUACGGCCUAGACCGUCCAGGAACUUCUGGCAAAAGCGUAGGCCCCGAGAUAGCAAUUAUGAAUAUAUCUGGAAAUGCCAAGGUUGCGACUCGAGAGACAGGCCGGAUCUGCGUUCGUGGCUUUCCAGUUUUCCCCGGAUAUCUUCGUUCUGGGCUCGACAAAUCUAGCCUUGCAGAAGACGGCUGGUUCGAUACGGGUGAUUUGGGUUACCUUGACGAAGACGCUUACCUCUACAUCACGGGUAGAGGCAAGGAAGUUAUCAACCGCGGAGGGGAAAUAAUCUCCCCUUUCGAGAUUGAGGAUGCGAUACUCAAAGCAUCUCAGUCGUCUGAUUCGCCAAUCUUCAGCAGGAUCCUGGAUGUGAUGGUAUUCUCCAUUCCCCACGAUGUUCUGCAAGAGGUCGUGGGCGUUGUGCUCGUGACGCGGCCGGGAAAGCCUCGACCUGACCUUCGACAGCUUCAUCAGGCCAUUAAACAUUCGCUCCACCAACCUAAAUGGCCUGUUGGCAUCGUAUACAUGGACGCUUUACCCAAAGCAAGGGGAAAGAUCCUCCGCAUCCGAAUGGCGGAAAGACUUGGUCUCUGGCAGUUUACGGAUGAGAUGCUGGCAUCCGAAGCGUACGUCGAAGCCGAUUGUCCACCUUUGGAUACUCCGAUCAGCCAAAAUAUUCCCAGCAGAGCUUGCGUCAUGGACAUCGGCAUCGUUCGAAGUACCGUUGACAGGGAAUUGAAGGGCGAUCUCACUGCUUAUGUCUGUCAACAUGAGAAGACUGGCCAUCCAAGAGUUAUCCUAUUUCAGCACGAUGCAGCUACGUCUCGAGACAAGCAGACUGUUAUGCAGAGCCUAGAAGCAAAACUUCCAACCCUCUUACAUGGAUACCUGGUCCCUCGCAAUGUCGAAUUCAUGGACGGGCCAAUCCCUCGCACCCCCCAAGGCAGUGUCGACCAAGACAGCAUACUCGCCACUCUUGAUAAGGCUACCAUGCCUCAUAAUGUACCUUUUGUUGAGCGAAAAGUGCGAGAGGUAUUCAGCUUGGUCCUCGGUUGCUCGCCUGAAGAACUCAGCAAGCGAUCCGAUUUUUUUGAAAUGGGUGGUGAUAGUAUGAAAGCCGGUCGCCUAUUUUCGAUUCUUCGGAAGGAAUUUCGAGUUCAGUUCCCUAGCAAUAUUCUCUUCGCAAACAGUACCAUUGGCUCGAUAUGUGAUAUCGUCGAGGAAACGCUCCCAGCGGGCGAGAUAGACGAACACACCGAUUUUGAAGGCUAUAGUCUUCCAGGAUGCGAUGCCACUUACAGUUCCACGAAUCCCUUAUUGUUGAUGAUUCAGCUUAUUCCGAUUAGCCUUAUCUACCCAAUGAGGCUUGCGUUUCAGUGGUUGAUGUUCAUAUGGAUAUUGAGCGUCACUGUUCUUCGAUGGCCUUUUUACCACCUCAUCGCGAUGCGAUUGAUCCACCUAGUAGUCGCAAUCCUAGCUGCUCGGUGGGCAUCCCAUUUAUUUUCCCCUAUUGUUGCUAUCGCCAUCAAAUGGCUGGUUAUUGGUCGCAUCAAAGAGGGAAUAUAUCCCAUGUGGGGGCCUUACCAUACUCGAUGGUGGUUUGUGCACAAGGUGCUCCUAAUUGGCGGGAAGGGUGCUUUCAAUCAUUUUAAUUGGACUAGGAAGCUCUAUUUUCGAUUACUAGGGGCGAGGAUUGGCAAGGGGACAGUGAUACACAAACACGCCAUUCUCAGUGAAUAUGACUUACUGGACAUUGGUGAUAAUGUAACUGUUGAUAACUGCAUAUGCCGACCUUUUGCAGUGGAAAGGAAUACCUCGAUGCUGCUUCAACGGAUAAGAAUCGGUUGCAAUUCAAGCAUAGGCCUGAAGACGGUCAUUGCUCCUGGGACAGUGUUAGCUCCGGGCACUUGUAUUGGGCCCAAUUCAUCCAGCUGGGAAACGGAAGAUGCCACGGAGGCGAAUCGCGACCUUUCAUCUAGCAAAAUCACGCAGCCGCACUGGCUGGUGAGGCUUCUAUUUGUUGAACCGCUUGUUCUGCUGAUUCAUGGGAUCUCUGCGCUCCCGUGGCUUGCAGGUCUCGUCGGAAUGGUGAUAAGGAGACCGAAAACGAGUGGCGACGUGUUUCGAGAAAUUGCAUAUUGGUUUACGACACCAAUUCGAUUUGGAUACCAUUAUCUGGCGCGAGUCUUAGGCGUGGUAGUGGGACCAAUGGUAUUCUUCCUCUUGCUCCUCAUAGUGAAAAGGUUGAUUGACCUCCUGUGUGGUCCUGAAAAGCACAGAAAGAGGAGUCAGCUCAAAAGGGCCCAAUUCUCCCUGAUGGAAAGGCUCAUUCCAAAUGGCGACCCAAAAAUACUUUCUAGUUUGUUUGGGUCCCACUACGAACUCACUUCCGUGGUUAUCAGGUUGUUGGGAGGCCGCGUUGGAUCGCGGGUGUACUGGCCCGGUGUUGGUCCUACGAUCCAAGAUUUUAGUCUGGUCAGCAUCGGAAAUGAUGUGGUUUUCGGCUCAAGGUCUCACAUCGUGACCUCAGACGGCUUGGGUAGCGAACCUAUAGUGAUUGGCGACGGCGCCAUGAUUGCGGAUCGUACUAUUAUACUACCUGGCACGGAGGUGGGAAGAGGUGCUAUUCUUGGCACAGGCACCUUAACACGGCGAAACCGGUCUUACCCUUCGGAUAGUGUGUGGGUUGGCAGCAAGGAAGGAGAAGCUCUCUGCCUAACAGCAGGCGUCCAGAAGCCAUCAAUGGCAUCACAAGCGACAUUAGUGGAGUCACCCUACUCAGCCAGUGCUUCGGUAUCAGAUGAUACUGUCAUUGAAGAAGGUUCCCCACCAGUCAAAGCCAGAAUGGAGGAGAAAGCAAGUCAAGAGCACGACAUAGGAGAUAAGGAGAUUUCCUCAACAAUGACCCCUUACGGGAGGGCCUUCUAUGAGAAACGGGCUCCGUACUACGUACUUGGGACGUUUGGAAUCUUUUUAUACUCCACGUUUAUCACCAUCUUCACAAGCAUAUAUUGGAACACUGCUAGCAUUGUCGGCGUCAAGAUUGUCACGGAAUUCCUCAAAAUCCCGUCGCCUCUCUUCCGGCCUACGUGGUUCAGGCCGUUUAUCAUUUACGCAAUCAUGGUUAUGAACAUUGCAAUAAUAAUGACCCUGCAAGCUGUCUUAGCGCUUGCAAUAAUCAUCGCCGCAAAAUGGAUCGUAAUCGGGCGGCGCCACCCCGGGAGGUAUGAUUGGGACCAAAGCAGCUAUUGUCAACGCUGGCAGCUUUUCCUCUCAAUCGAAAGACUUCGAUCUGAAUGCUACGCCAAAAACGGUAUCAUCAAGCUUAUAAGCGGAACCCAUUUUCUGGUCCUUUACUUCCGGUUCUUGGGAGCGAAAAUCGGCAAAGACUGUGCGCUGUUUGCUGGAGGUCAGCCAAGUGUUCUCUUCACAGAACCGGACCUCCUGACGCUUGGCGAUAGGGUUGCCGUCGACGAUGCGAGUUUGGUAUGUCACCUCAAUACCAGAGGCAGAUUUUCGCUCCAUCAGAUGAGUGUGGGAGAUCGAAGCGUCCUACGGACGGGAUCGCGACUACUGGCUGGUGCACAGAUGAUGGACGAUGCCUGUCUAUUGGAGCAUACGCUGAUUAUGUCUGGAGAUAUUGUUGAACAGGCGGAAACGUAUCAGGGGUGGCCCGCUAGUCCUUUCAAGGGGAAACGUGUGUGA